AUGUUCUGUGAGGUGCUGCGGGGCCCGGUUCCACACAGAGUGCUGCCUUUUCUGGCAGCUGUGCUUUUCCAAAGAAAGGAGAGAAGAGAGACUGGAUUUUAUCACUGGCGGUGGGAGAAGCACCCUUACUACAACCUAACUGUAAAAGUCCUCCGAGCCAGAAACAUCAAGGGUACAGAUCUGUUGUCAAAAGCAGACUGCUAUGUGGAACUGAAAUUGCCCACUGCAUCUCCUAUGGUCUACCGAACUCAGGUUGUUGACAACUCUGAUAACCCAGAGUGGAAUGAAACCUUCCAGUAUCGAAUCCAUAGUGCUGUCAAGAACAUUCUGGAAUUGACACUCUAUGACAAGGAUGUCCUAGUCAGUGAUGAGCUCACUUCCAUCGUCUUCGAUGUAGGAGGCAUGAAGCCAGGUCAGCCCCUGCUGCGCACUUUCAAGUUGAACCCCGAGGAUAAUGAAGAGCUGGAUGUAGAGUUCUGCUUGGAGAAAUGCUCAGAUACCCCUACAGAGGUAUUGACCAAUGGAGUGCUUGUGGUUCAUCCUUGUUUGUCUCUGCAAGGCACCGUCAACAAAGAAGAAAAAACGAAGGAGAAACAGCAAGGUAGCUGCGAGGUCAAGCUAUCUGUUCCAGGGGCGUAUCAGAAGCAGCUGCGUAUUCCUUGGAGACCAGAUAAUGAGAAGGAUUAUGGAACCUCCUUUGUUUUUCACAUGGACAAAGAAAUGCAUCCAGAACUGCAAGUGGAGUUGGAGCAAACCAUAUCUGUCCUACAGGAUGGGAUGAACCCUGAUAUUGAAAAGCAUACUACAGUUCUGGGACAGGGGACUGUACCAGUUAAUUCCCUUCCUGUUGGACAAAAAGUUGAUAGAGUUGUUUCUCUGGGAGAGGGACAAAGUUUGGAUAUGAGUUUGAAAGCUGAAGAGAGCACUUGGGAUCUAGAUAUACGUCUGGGUUUUGACCUCUGUAAAGAGGAGAGAGAAUUUGUGGACAAAAGGAAGAAAAUAGUUUCUGAGGCGUUGAAGAAGACUCUUAAUUUAAAGGAAUCCCCUCGGAAAGAUGAGGUUCCAGUUGUAGCAGUACUGGGGUCUGGAGGUGGGAUGAGAGCACUGACUUCAUUCUACGGCAGCCUAGCUGGGCUUCAGCGGCUGGGCCUUCUGGAUGCUGCACUGUAUCUGAGUGGGAUUUCUGGCUCUACUUGCAUUUUCAGGUGUUUAUCGACAUUGUAUCAAGACCCUCACUGGUCACAGAAAGAUCUUCAAGAUGCAAUCAGCAGAGCUCAGGGUACUGUGUCCAGCAGCAAAGGAGGGGCAUUUUCCCCAGAACGACUGAAAUACUAUUUCCAGGAGUUGAAUUCAAUGGAAAGUAGUGGACGGAAAGUUUCCUUCACAGAUUUGUGGGGCCUUAUUGUAGAGUAUUUCCUACAACAGAAGGAAGAUCCAUCAAAGCUGUCUGAUCAGCAAGAAGCAGUGAAAUGGGCCCAGAACCCUUAUCCUAUCUAUGCAGCUGUCAAUGUGAGACCCAAUAUUAGUAGUGGUGACUUUGCAGAAUGGUGUGAGUUUACUCCCUAUGAAGUUGGGUUUCGCAAAUAUGGAGCUUUUGUCCGAACAGAGGACUUCGACAGUGAAUUCUUCAUGGGAAGGCUCAUCCGGAAACGUCCAGAGCCUAGAAUUUGUUUUCUACAAGGAAUGUGGGGUAGUGCCUUUGCUGCAAGCUUGGAUGAUAUCUGCUUGAAAGUAGUUGGAACAGGAUUGAGCUUUCUAGAGCCUUUCAAAGAUGUUAUCAAAGUUAUAGAUGACUGUCGAAGAUCUCAUUUCCGAGAUCCAACACGACUGAAGACUCGCUUGGUUAUACCUGGGGGCCCCUUGUUGCAAAUUUUCCAGGAUUUCUUCAAGUCCCGGGUCACGUGUGGAGAGACUUUCAACUUCAUGCAGGGAUUGUAUCUUCAUAAAGAUUAUGUUAAAGUCAAGAAAUUUGUGGUUUGGAAAGGCACUCAUCUGGAUGCGUUUCCUAACCAGCUGACCCCCAUGGAAGAGAGCUUGUAUUUAGUGGAUGGAGGCUUUUCUAUCAACUCUCCCUUUCCAUUGGUACUUCAGCCAGAGAGAGAUGUGGAUGUUAUUUUGUCGUUCAAUUUUUCCUGGGAAGCUCCGUUUGAGGUUUUAGAGUUGGCUCAAAAAUACUGUGAGGAGCGGGAGAUUCCUUUUCCAAAAAUCAAAUUGAGUGAUGAAGAUGAAAAGAAGCCAAAAGAGUGCUACAUGUUUGUGGAUAACAAUAAUCCAAAGGCUCCCAUUGUGCUCCAUUUCCCAUUAGUGAAUGACACCUUCCGGAAAUACAAAGCUCCGGGCAUUAAACGCAAGUCAGAAGAUGAGAAAUCCUUUGGUGAUUUUGUCAUUGAGACAAAAGAUUCUCCUUACCGUACACUAAAUUUCACCCUUGAGCCAUAUGAUUUCCACAGAUUAGUGGAAGUGAAUCGCUACAAUGUUCUGAACAACAAGGACACUCUCUUCAAAACCCUGAACUUGGCUCUGCAAAGGAGAAAGCGGAAGAAUGUAAUCAAUAUAUCCAAUACAUGAGUAGCUUCCAUAAGUGAGGAUAAAGGCAGGCUGCAGUGUACCAAAACCAUGUGGUUCAAGCCUGAAAGCUGAAAACUGAUAGCUGGAAACUGUCUUCUUGGGAAGGGAGCAACACAUGUGACAUUGAAAAUCCAUUCAAGAUAUCAGAUGGUCGUAGAAAAACCCAAGAGAUAGUAACAUCAGUGUUGUACUGUUAUGUUAAAUAGAAAAAAGAGGGUUGUGUGUGAAUGUGGAAAAGGAGGAAAUUAUUUAGCCCGGUAUCUCAUCUAACGGCAGCUGAUGACUAGAGAGAAGUAUGCAAAGAGUGCAAGCAUCUGGAGAUAAUCUCACAAACUCCAAUGAUUUGUGGAUAAAGAAUCUCUUGUCCAAGAUGUUGGUAGUUAUGAAGAAACACUGAUUUCUUCCAUGUCUUUAUCUGUCUUGCUUUUUGAACCUCCAUGAGGUUUUACCAUUUACCUCAUCUGGCAUAGAAUUCAAUGGAUUGUAACCAUGCACUGAGAGAGAAAAUGUCCUUUUGCUUUCAACUUGCUACUGGCUGUUGUCCAUAUAUUUAUAAGACUGAACAGUUAAUAGCAGUUAACCAUUUUUGCUAUUCAUGGCUUUUAAGAUAUCUGGUAUUUCCUUCUUACCUGUCUCAAGAAUUAGUAAUGGCCUUCAGUGUCCCAAAAGUUCAAUGCAGAGUAACUUAGCUUGGUAAACAUGUUUUUUUGAGGAAAUAGUAGUUCUUUUUUUUUAUGUAUUUAAGAAUUGAAGACACAUCAUGUGAUUGUGCUGCUUCUUCCUGUAGUUUGAUCAUCACAAGCUGAUGAAAUUUAAAAAUAAAUAAAUCUACAAGUUUAAUCUUUGUCUUUCUGCGUAAGAGGAAAGAAGACUCCUUGGAGGAAUCUGAAAUAGAUUUUUUAUUUUAAACCUUGGGCUUGCAAUUCAGACAGACCUUUGUUCAAGGAAUUAAUUUGUGUGUUUGCAUGUUAUCGGAACAUUGAUGUUCAAGGUAGGAAGACCUUAUAAAUGUUAAUAAAUAACGUCAGAUGCUGCUGUGCUGUGAUUUGGAAUUUACCUCACUUUGCAGAAAGCUCGGAGAAAAGGACUGAAUUUUGCGGUUGGAACAUACCUAAUACAAAAGCCUCUCAAAGAAGUAUUGUUUACUUUUGUGGCUUUUAUAUUGAACUGGAUGUACUGAUUCUGUAUUUGAAAAUUGGAGAGAGG
Cygnus atratus (black swan) is the source of this 3774-nucleotide messenger RNA. RefSeq names its product phospholipase A2 group IVF (gene PLA2G4F). The record is from RefSeq and is a predicted model, not a curated record. Gene Ontology annotation, biological process: glycerophospholipid catabolic process. The transcript is spliced from 20 exons. Gene Ontology annotation, cellular component: cytosol. Lineage: Eukaryota; Metazoa; Chordata; Aves; Anseriformes; Anatidae. The coding region runs from base 1 to 2568 and encodes 855 amino acids. Gene Ontology annotation, molecular function: calcium ion binding; calcium-dependent phospholipid binding.